Messenger RNA from Mesorhabditis belari, 210 nucleotides. NCBI's taxonomy places the organism in Eukaryota, Metazoa, Nematoda, Chromadorea, Rhabditida, Rhabditidae. The record is from the annotation of a GenBank genome assembly.
AUGACAAUGUGUGAAUUGGGAGUGCCCGUUCUCUAUCUUCCCGAUGCGAUCGGUUUCGCCGAAGGAUGGCUCAACUUUUUGCCCGUUCAAUAUCCAUUUUUGAUGGCUCCAGAAGUGGUUGAAGUCUAUCACUCGAAUCCAGAGCGAGUGUUCGCCUAUGAAUUCCAUGGGAAUACCUACGUUUUAAUCGUCGUCUCCACUUACUUGAUC